AUGGUCGCGAACGUCGUCGUCACGCAGCAAGUUUACGUUGCGUCCAACAUCACCAUCAUCACUCCUCCCUCGCGCGGGCGGGGGUCGCGGCCGGGGGCGAUGCGCGCGCGUCCUUCGCCGGACGAUGACGACGACGACGACGCGUCCUUCUCCGCGCGCGACGCGCACCCGGACGCGCCGCCGGACCUCAUCGCGCGCGCGGACGCGUUCGCGCGCGCGAUGGUGGACGCCGCGCGUCGCGACGCCGACGAGACCGUCGCGCUCGCGUUCGACGACGACGACGACGGAUCCAUCUCUAAUGACGCGCUCUUCGUCGCGGACGAACAGGACGCGGCGUCAUCGGACGCGUACUGGGGUGGGUCGCGCGAGGCGCGCGUCGCGCGCCUCGAGGAAGAGCUUCGCGCGUACGCCGCGGAGAACGCGCGCGGGGUGACCGCGUACGGACGCGACCUGCGCGUGGAUCUGAACGCGGCGAGGAGAGAAGCGGCGGUGCGUCGCGUCGCGGAGCGACGCGCGCGGCUGGAGGCUCGAGCGUCGUCGAUGACGUCGUCGUCCGUGCGCACGACGACGACGACGACGAUGCCGCCGGGAUCGCCGCGCGCGAAAGAAGUCGCGGAGCUGUUCGCGCCGCUGUCGCUGCCGUCGUCGCCGGUUCGCGCGAUCGCGCGCGGCGACGACGACGACGACGACCCGUCGCCGGCGAAGCGUUCGAAUCGUCCGUCGCCUCGGCGUCGUCCGAAAGGCGGAGGAAAGAGCCCAGGCGUGCUGAACAUGAUCGCGCGUCUGGAGCGCACGCUGUCGACGGACUACUCCGGCGAGCUGCGCGUGGAGCGCGGACGACGCGUCGGCGGACGAAGUCCUUAAGGAACGGCGUUCACCACGCGAACGCGGUCGUAUGGGAACCAGUCACGACGUCUCUUCGCUCGCCGCCGCCGCCGCCGCCGCCGCCGCCGCCGCGCCGAGCGCCCUGGACGCGUUGGACGGGUACUUCGCCGCCGCGGAGGACGCGUCGAAGCGCGCGAGGGAAGCGCACGCGAGGGUGGACGCGCUCACGGCGAAGAUACGCGCGCCGUCGUCCACGUGGAGGUCGGCUAUUGGUCCGACGCCGCGGCGGCGGUCGCCGGCGUCGUCCGCCCCCGAGACGACGCCGGGUUCGAAUCGAUCGACGCGGUCCGACGACGCCUCUUCGUCCGACGCUUCAUCGCCCGCGAUCAAAUUCCCGCCGCUGCCGCCGCACCGGUUCAGCGUCCAGUCCGGAACGAAGGCGCUCCGCGUCGCCGUGCGCGCGCCGUCGAUCGCGGACGUCAUGACCGCCGCGAGCGCGGAGUCGACGCGAAACGCGACGGCGCGCAGAGUGCGAGCGGUUGAGGCUUUCGUCGCGAACGCGCGAGCGGAGAGCAAGACGAGACGCGC
Molecule: messenger RNA, 1413 nt
Organism: Micromonas pusilla CCMP1545
Lineage: Eukaryota; Viridiplantae; Chlorophyta; Mamiellophyceae; Mamiellales; Mamiellaceae
Exons: 3
Coding region: 1-864 (287 amino acids)
Source: RefSeq, a predicted model, not a curated record